Messenger RNA from Melopsittacus undulatus (budgerigar), 4148 nucleotides. It is a transcript of the gene TRPC6, whose product is annotated as transient receptor potential cation channel subfamily C member 6. Gene Ontology annotation, biological process: regulation of cytosolic calcium ion concentration; calcium ion transmembrane transport; single fertilization. The transcript has 11 exons. NCBI's taxonomy places the organism in Eukaryota, Metazoa, Chordata, Aves, Psittaciformes, Psittaculidae. Gene Ontology annotation, cellular component: plasma membrane; cation channel complex. The record is from RefSeq and is a predicted model, not a curated record. Gene Ontology annotation, molecular function: store-operated calcium channel activity; inositol 1,4,5 trisphosphate binding; protein binding. The coding region runs from base 16 to 2472 and encodes 818 amino acids.
CGAGGGCCAGCCUAUAUGUUUAAUGACCACUCAACAAGUCUUUCUCUGGAGGAAGAGCGCUUUUUGGACGCAGCAGAAUAUGGGAAUAUCCCAGUGAUUCGUAAAAUGCUGGAAGAAUGUCCCUCACUCAAUGUGAAUUGUGUGGACUACAUGGGGCAGAAUGCCUUGCAGCUGGCAGUUGCCAAUGAGCACCUGGAGAUCACAGAGCUUCUGCUGAAGAAGGAGAACCUGUCUCGCGUUGGGGAUGCCUUGCUUUUGGCUAUUAGCAAAGGUUAUGUCCGAAUAGUGGAAGCCAUCCUAAACCAUCCCGCAUUUGCUGAAGGCAAGAGGCUUACGUUGAGUCCUAGCCAGUCAGAGCUCCAACACGAUGACUUUUAUGCAUAUGAUGAAGAUGGGACACGGUUUUCCCACGAUGUUACACCGAUCAUUCUGGCCGCUCAUUGCCAUGAGUAUGAGAUUGUCCACACUCUGCUGAGAAAAGGAGCUCGGAUCGAUAGGCCACAUGACUAUUUCUGCAAGUGCAGUGAAUGCAAUCAGAAACAAAAACAUGACUCUUUCAGCCAUUCAAGAUCCAGAAUCAAUGCCUACAAAGGUCUGGCCAGCCCUGCUUAUCUGUCUUUGUCCAGUGAAGACCCUGUAAUGACUGCCUUAGAGCUCAGCAAUGAGCUGGCCGUGCUUGCCAACAUUGAGAAAGAGUUUAAGAAUGAUUACAAGAAAUUGUCUAUGCAAUGCAAGGAUUUUGUAGUUGGACUCCUUGAUUUGUGCAGAAAUACAGAAGAAGUGGAAGCUAUUUUGAAUGGUGAUGUAGAGAUGAGCCAUAAUAAUGGAGAACACGGUCGCCCCAGCCUUAGCCGCUUAAAACUCGCCAUUAAGUACGAAGUUAAAAAAUUUGUAGCACAUCCAAACUGCCAGCAACAGCUUCUUUCAAUCUGGUACGAGAAUUUGUCAGGUCUACGGCAGCAGACCAUGGCAGUGAAGUUCCUGGUUGUUCUUGCUGUUGCGAUAGGACUGCCCUUCCUUUCCAUGGCUUACUGGAUUGCUCCUUGCAGUAAGCUGGGGAGGAUAAUGCGUGGACCAUUUAUGAAGUUUGUAGCCCAUGCAGCCUCUUUCACCAUUUUUCUUGGUCUGCUUGUCAUGAAUGCAGCUGACAGAUUUGAUGGCACCAAACUUCGACCGAAUGAAACAACAGGCAAUGUAAAACAGCUAUUUAGGAUGAAAACAUCGUGUUUCUCAUGGAUGGAGAUGCUCAUUAUUUCUUGGGUAAUAGGCAUGAUAUGGUCUGAAUGUAAAGAAAUAUGGUCUCAGGGUCCAAAGGAAUAUCUUUUUGAGUUAUGGAAUAUGCUUGAUUUUGGUAUGUUAGCAAUUUUUGCAGCAUCAUUCAUAGCAAGGUUUAUGGCAUUUUGGCAUGCAUCCAGAGCCCAGAACUUCGUUGAUGCAAAUAUGAAAGAUCUGACAAGUCCAACACUGGAGCCCAACAUAAAAUACUACACCUUAGCCAGAAUAAACUGGGAUCCAUCUGAUCCUCAGAUCAUAUCUGAAGGCCUGUAUGCAAUUGCAGUAGUGUUAAGUUUCUCCAGAAUAGCCUACAUCUUACCAGCUAAUGAAAGCUUUGGACCACUGCAGAUAUCACUUGGCAGAACUGUGAAAGACAUCUUCAAAUUCAUGGUGAUAUUUAUCAUGGUGUUUGUGGCUUUCAUGAUAGGCAUGUUUAAUCUCUAUUCCUAUUAUCUGGGGGCAAAACAAAAUGAAGCAUUCACAACUGUUGAAGAAAGUUUCAAGACAUUGUUCUGGGCUAUAUUUGGACUCUCAGAAGUUAAAUCAGUUGUCAUCAAUUAUAAACACAAAUUUAUUGAAAAUACUGGUUAUGUCCUUUAUGGAGUCUAUAAUGUUACCAUGGUCAUUGUCUUACUCAACAUGCUUAUUGCAAUGAUCAACAGUUCAUUCCAGGAAAUUGAGGAUGAUGCUGAUGUAGAAUGGAAAUUUGCAAGGGCUAAACUUUGGUUUUCUUACUUUGAAGAAGGGAGAACUCUUCCAGUACCCUUCAACUUAGUGCCAAGCCCCAAAUCUUUGCUUUAUCUCCUACUCAGAAUCAAAAAAUGUAUUUCUAAACCAUUUCUGUGCCAAAAGAAGAGCUUUCAGGAAGAUGCAGAGAUGAACAAGCUUGGUCAAAGGAAGCAAUCAAGUAUAAGAAGCUCAGAUGAAAUUCACUUAAACAGUUUAAACAAUCCUCCAAGGCAAUACCAGAAAAUAAUGAAGCGUCUCAUUAAAAGAUAUGUACUGAAAGCUCAGAUAGAUAAGGAAAGUGAUGAAGUCAAUGAAGGUGAACUGAAGGAAAUUAAACAGGACAUCUCAAGUCUUCGGUAUGAACUCCUUGAGGAAAAAUCUCAAAAUUCUGAAGAUCUGGCAGAACUUAUAAGGAAACUUGGGGAAAAACUGUCAAUUGACUCUAAGGAAGAAGAAAGCAAGAGAUAACCUAAAUGUUGAAGAAAUGCAACAGAACAUUAACAAUUCACUCCAAGCCAUAUUUCUGUUUCACUCAAGUCUAGCUCACAUUUCUACAACAGAUUCAGAAAUUAAAUCAUUCCAGUUCUUUAUUGAAAAAAGAGUGACAAAUCCCCUGGGUGUACAGCAGGGAGGAGAUACCACUUGAGUGAAGAUAUUUAUUCUUUACCUGCUGAAGAAUAGUCAAUUUGAGAUAAUUUUAAUAUUCCAUUUACAUCUUUUAGAAUUCCAGUGGAAUCUUGAUAAGCCCAGUCAUGAAAGAUUACAAGCAAAAAUCUUAACUUUUCCUACAUUAACUGAUUAUUUUUGCAAAUUUCCUUUUAUAGAUGUUCUUACAUAUAUUUUAGUGAAGCAAAAAAGGAAAAUUCCAGGCUUUUACGUGUUUAUAUCAGAAUAAGCUAUUUAAUUUUUCAAGUAUUCCCAACUAGCAAAAAAAAAAAGCUAUCUGCUUUUCUCACAAAUGUAGAGGAUAUUAAAGGAAUUUAUUUGAACUUUUCAUUGAAGAGAUAGGUAGCAGAAUACUCACACACUGUGUUAACACUUUUUCCUUGUCACCACUGGAGUAUCCUGAAAGAUACCUAGGUUCCAAUGGGAGUUAGGACAUCAGGAAAGAAAUAUUUUUCACCAAGUUUAUGAAAAGCUAUUGCUGAGGCCUAAAGAAAAAUUAUUUAAUCAAAAAUAAUUAAUCCUUGAAGUUCUAAUCUGUUCCAGAAUUUCCAGGUUCUUCAGCUUUUAUGUGUUGAACUAAAAAUCCCAAACUGCAGGGUAGGGUUUGGAUGUAAAGCCAGUAAGAGGUUUAUUUAAGGUAGAAGAUACUAAAAUAUUAGAUGCAGGCCCUCUCUCUGAAUUAUGGGAACAUCUUACAUUGGAGACCAUGUUUUCCCACAGUUAAAAUUGUUUAAAUACUUGAAGUUUGUUCAGAUCUAUCGUUAGCAAACAAAACCAUGUUAUUGCAAAGGUUUAUGAAAUAUCAUCUUUGGGUUUGCAUCCCUUGUCCUUUUUUCCUUUGAAGAAAGCUCAGCUCUUGUGCUGUGUUCCCUAAGAAUCAUUCUAUGAAGAAUCUUCCCUCCAUGUCAUCAACAGAAGCCUCCAAUGCUUCCACCCUACCCACUGCAAUACUACUUCCAUCUCUGUUAAACUGAUGAAGAGGUAGCCCAUGCCAUGCCUGGCUGGUAGAUGCAUGACUAGCCAGCUAAUAUGUCCAUGCAGGACAGUCAGCUAGUUUCUGUCUCUCCAGAUAGAUCUGGCUAAAUUUCGUCUAUUUUUCCUCCUCAGUUAAUAGAGCAAUUUGUUUUCUCUCUUCUGACAGUCAGCAGUUCUGUUGCUGUUAGAAGCAUAUAUUACAUUGGGGAUCUCUGUUCCUCUUCAAGCUUGGUUAAAAUUAGUGAAAGGGCUGUGAGAAAUUGUAACAAGAACUUCAAGAUUUAUAAUGCUCCUGUAAAAGCCUUGUAUGUUUAGGAAGCAAGGCUGAAAAUGGCUUGUCAGUAAUUGCUUUUAAAUCAGCUUUGUGAAACUUGCUUAUUGUGGAAUGUAACAGAAUGCUUCCACUUCUCUCUUUGAGGCUGGAGGUUAUUUUUUAAUGGAUUUCUAGAUGAAUUUACUGAUAGUCUGUUUUUAAAAAAAUGUUGGUGAAAUCACUGUGCAUU